Molecule: messenger RNA, 2308 nt
Organism: Sorex fumeus (smoky shrew)
Lineage: Eukaryota; Metazoa; Chordata; Mammalia; Eulipotyphla; Soricidae
Gene: FBXL18
Product: F-box and leucine rich repeat protein 18
Exons: 5
Coding region: 100-2223 (707 amino acids)
Biological process (GO): SCF-dependent proteasomal ubiquitin-dependent protein catabolic process
Cellular component (GO): SCF ubiquitin ligase complex
Molecular function (GO): protein binding
Source: RefSeq, a predicted model, not a curated record
CUGGAGCCGCGGACACGCCGGCUUUGAGCAUCCCCAGCCGGCCAGGUGGGAGGCCCCGGGGCUGCGGCUCCGGCGGCCGCGGCUCGCGCCGCCCUCGACAUGACAAGCGUCGGAGAGGACGGCGGCGUUGGGGGCGGCGCCCACCUGCUGGGCUUCUCGGAUGAGAUCCUGCUGCACAUCCUGCGUCACGUGCCCAGCACGGACCUGGUGCUGAGUGUGCGGCACGUGUGUCGGCGGCUGGCAGCACUGAGCCUGGAUAAGAGCCUCACGCACACGGUGCUGCUGCAGAAGGACUACGAGGCCAGCGAGGACAAGGUGAAGCAGUUGGUGAAGGCCAUCGGCCACGAGAUCCAGCAGCUCGACCUGGCCGGCUGCUACUGGCUGUCGGGCGCCACAGUGGAGCACGUGGCUCGCUGCCACAGCCUGGUGAAGGUGAACCUGGCCGGCUGCCACCUCACCUCACUGCGCCUCUCCAAGGUGCUGUCGGCGCUGCCGCACCUGCGCUCGCUGGCCAUCGACGUGAGCCCCGGCUUCGACGCCAGCCAGCUGAGCUCCGAGUGCAAGGCCACCCUGAGCCGCGUGCGCGAGCUGAAGCAGACGCUCUACACGCCCUCGUACGGCGUGGUGCCCUGCUGCACCAGCCUGGAGAAGCUGCUGCUCUACUUCGAGAUCCUUGACCGCACGCGCGAGGGCGCCGCGCUGUCGGGCCAGCUGCUGGUGGGCCAGAGCAACGUGCCGCACUACCAGAGCCUGCGUGUCUUCUACGCCCGUCUGGCGCCCGGCUACAUCAACCAGGAGGUGCUGCGCCUCUACCUGGCCGUGCUCAGCGACCGCACGCCCGAGAAUCUGCGCGCCUUCCUCAUCUCCGUGCCCGGAAGCUUCGCCGAGAGCGGCGCCACCAAGAACCUGCUGGACUCCAUGGCCCGCAACGUGGCGCUGGACGCCCUGCAGCUGCCGCGCUCCUGGCUCAACGGCUCGGCGCUGCUGCAGCACCUGCGCUUCAACAAGCCCUUCUUCUUCAGCUUCAGCCGCUGCGCCCUGUCCGGCGGCCACCUGCUGCAGCGCCUGCUGCACGGCGGCCGCGACCUGCGCAGCCUGGCCAGCCUCAAUCUCAGCGGCUGCGCACACUGCCUGUCCCCCGACGCCCUGCCCCGCAAGGCGGAGGACGACAUCGACAGCAGCAUCCUGGAGGCGCUGGUGGCCGCCUGCUGCCAGCUGCGCCACCUCAACCUCUCGGCCGCCCACCACCACAGCGCCGAGGGCCCCGGCCGCCACCUGUGCCAGCUGCUGGCCCGGCUCCGCCACCUGCGCUCGCUGGCGCUGCCCGUGUGCGCCGUGGCCGACUCGGCGCCGCGGGCCGACCGCGCCCCCGCCCAGCCCGCCAUGCACGCCGCGCCCCGUGGCUUCGGCAAGAAGGUGCGGCUCGGCGUGCCCUCCUACCCCGGCCCCUUCGCCGCCGGCCAGGCCGGCCCGCAGCCCGCCUCCGUGUUCUGGUCGCUGCUGCGGAGCGUCCCCUUCCUGCAGCGCCUGGAGCUCAUCGGCUCCAACUUCUCCUCGGCCAUGCCGCGCAACGAGCCGGCCAUCCGCAACUCCCUGCCGCCCUGCAGCCGCGCCCAGAGCGUCGGCGACGCCGAGGUGGCCGCCAUCGGUCAGCUGGCCUUCCUCCGCCACCUGACGCUGGCCCAGCUGCCCAGCGUGCUCACGGGCUCCGGGCUGGUGAGCAUCGGCCUGCAGUGCCAGCAGCUGCAGUCCCUGUCACUCGCCAACCUGGGCAUGAUGGGCAAGGUGGUGUACAUGGCCGCCCUCUCCGACAUGCUGCGGCACUGCACACGCCUGCGCGACCUCAGGCUGGAGCAGCCCUACUUCAGUGCCAACGCGCAGUUCUUCCAGGCGCUGAGCCAGUGCUCGGCUCUGCAGCGGCUGUGCCUGGUGUCCCGCAGCGGCACAAUGCAGCCCGAGGCCGUGCUGGCCUUCAUGGCCCGCUGUCUGCGUGUCGUGGUGUGUCAUAUGUUCACCGGGGAGUCCCUGGCCACCUGCAAGAGCCUGCAGCAGUCACUCCUCCGGAGUUUCCAGGCCGAGCGGCCCGCGCUGAACGUGGUCAUCUUCCCAUUGCUGCACGAGGGGCUGGCGGAUGCCAUCCGGGACGUCCCCAUGGUGCACCUGGACGAGAUCACCUUGUUUAAGAGCCGAGUGGCUGAGGAACCGCCCAACCUGUGGUGGUGACGCCUGCAGUGCCCAGAGCCGCCCAAGGGGCCACAGUGCAGCUGGAGAAGGACGCCGUCCCCUCCCCCUUCCGCCCUCCUGCCUU